UUGAGAUAAGGCACCACUUCAUUAGAGAACAUGUUGAGAAGAAGACCAUCAAGUUACAAUACAUUCCCACAGAAAAGCAGUUGGCUGACAAAAUACAGGGAAAAUGAAGAGAGAGAACCUCAUCCGUCUCUCUAAAAAACCAGUGUGCUAUUAACACCGUACAUGGAAUUCCGGCACCCAGUACACCAUCGGAUUCCUCACUACCCUAUCCUUGAAGACUACCACUCAAAUCAAGUGCACUACUAUGGACAUCGACUCAUCAACAGGAACCACCGCCAACGUUGGUAUGAGCACCCCCGUUCCAGGCACUCAGCUGGCACCUUCACGAGGAGCAAAUUGAACACACCUAGAGCAGGUAAUAACUUCUACACCCGUCACUGCGAUAGUUCCAGUUUUUAUCCAACCCGUUGGAUUAGACAUCCUGAGUAUCAUUUCAGACCUCACACUCAUGACUCAUGGAGUCCCUCAAUUCGAGCACAGGCAGGAAGACACUACAGAACCUACGAAACUCCAAUUGAGCACAAAACUAAACUCGACUUCGAUUAUGGACCGCACCACCGGGACCAUCGUGGUGAUUAUCUUUAUUCUAAACAGCUCCGGGCAAUUCACCAAAACUCACCCAUUAGAUCCCAAUCCGGGGAAUCCGACGAUGGCUGGUGUACGAUUCACAGGGGACGAAGACACACCCACCCCAAUCAACACCCCCCUCUCUUCAACAUAAAAACCCAAAUGGAAAUCCUGGUGUUGGUAAUUUUAAUCGUUACUAGUGCUUAGAACUUGAUGGAAAUCCUAUUUCAACACAACCCUUGGAUUCUAACUUCGAAUCAGUUAAGCCCCCCAUCCCCAACUUAAACCAGCUAAUUAGUAAGAAACACAACGGAAAUGGGGGAAAAGUCACAAGUGUCGAACGAAAUCGACGUUCUGAGAACCCAACCACAUCAGAUUACGGCAUCCUAAGCCGUAGGCUGGAAACCACCAUGCUGGACCCCCGACCGGUUACGCCGGUAUUUUCUUCCAUUCUGAAGACUUGGACAGAAGCCCCAUUCGAGUCAGGGGCGAGACCAACGACCGACAACUCCUGCGGUGAAAGCCAGAUUGCGGUACAGACAACGUCUGCCAAUUUUUCAUCCUUCACAUGGGCUAACCUACUCAGGCCUGAAACAAAAAAUCUGAAAGAUAAGGUAAAAACGGGACAAGUUAAUUAUGACUCAGCCUUGGACCAAGCAGAACUAAUUCGGGCAGAAUUAAUUCAGGCAACACGAGAUGUUUUACCCAACAAUGCAGAAAAAUUCAUAUUCUAUGGGGAGGAGGGUUUUGAUUCGAUCAAAAUUGGAUCUUCUCUCUCUCCAGAUUCACCGUCAGUAAUGGAAGAAUUGACAUUUUCGAAAUUAAAAAAUUCACACUGUUCAGGAUUAAUUUCAACUCUCAAAUUUUAAUUCUAGGUAGAGCAGGAGUUUUGGCGGUUACCUCAUAUUUCAACAAAGCAGGUCGAUACUUCAAAAUCACUAAAAAAAGGGAGCUCUAUUCUGUUCCACAUGGCCAUAGAGAAUUCCAAUCUAAAAGCUUUUUUGGCAGUGUUUUCUAAUUUAAUGGGAUUGACUACUUGUUGGGAAUAUUUUAUGGUGUUCAAUCUAGUUAGUUAUCUUUAUAUUUGUGUAGUUAUUAAUUAAUCGUGUAAUACGGGCCACAAAUGUGUAUCAGCCCGUGAGCUUCCUUGUAACCCGUAAGUUAGCUAAGUUCUCCUAUAAAAGGAGGCUAACUUACGGGAACCAAAUCUAAUCGUAAGAGGCUUAGAGACGCAGAGGCGAGAUAGAGAGAAAUUAGGGUUGCCGCUGCUCUCCUUCUCCAGGGAGAGUAACGGCAGGUUCAUACGGUAUACCAGAUUUGCGUUCAAUCUUGUCGAUUUCUUUCUAUCUGCUUCUUAUUCUUCUUGUUAUGAUUGUUGUAUGUUAAAUUCUGGGAUUCACAUUUGGUAUCAG
This is a messenger RNA of Cuscuta europaea, 1979 nucleotides long. Lineage: Eukaryota; Viridiplantae; Streptophyta; Magnoliopsida; Solanales; Convolvulaceae. The record is from the annotation of a GenBank genome assembly.